Molecule: messenger RNA, 6110 nt
Organism: Vicia villosa (hairy vetch)
Lineage: Eukaryota; Viridiplantae; Streptophyta; Magnoliopsida; Fabales; Fabaceae
Exons: 16
Coding region: 145-4878 (1577 amino acids)
Biological process (GO): RNA 3'-end processing
Cellular component (GO): TRAMP complex; nucleolus
Molecular function (GO): mRNA binding; poly(A) RNA polymerase activity
Source: RefSeq, a predicted model, not a curated record
UUUCCAUUCCUCCCUUCCCCGACCAAACACGACAAAAUAAUACUCAGACCCCAAAUCCCCCGUGGCACCCACCAAAUGCGUAGAUUCCUCACAUCAUUUUCCUCCCCAGUCUUCUCAAACUCCUCUACAACAAAAUGAUCCUCCAUGCUCCCUCCUGAAACCCAAGAAAAAACAAAAAUCACCAUUCCCAAACCAAAUCCCAACCCUUCUCCCAUGGCUCACCGUCAUCUCAUCGACUCACUCACCUCCCACAUCUCCCUCUACCAUUCCCAAUCCCCAAACCCUAACCCUAACCUUAACCUUAACCCUAACCCUAGAUCCUCCAUUCUCAAAUGGUUCUCCUCUCUCUCAACUCACCAACGUCUAUCUCAUCUCACAAUUCUCCAUUCCAGUUUCGUCCAGAUCCUACUCCAGAUGCUGUCCAAGCUCCAUUCCAACAACAACCACGGUUGCUUCAUCCUCCUCCCUGAUCUCCCCUCCCGCGAUCCGCCUUUUCUCCCUACUCUCUGCUUCAAGAAAUCUCACGGCCUCCUCGCUCGAAUCGCCGAUUCUGACGCUUCCGCGAAGCUGAUCUUCGAUUCGGUUAGACUUUUCGAGUCACGCGAAGGCGAGGAUGGUGUCGCCGGAUGCUCUUGCUCGGUAAGGAAUCUCGACGCGGUGACGUUUUCUGUUGAGCUUGUGGAGGAUGUGGAGAGAUUUGUAGAGGCUAUGGAUAGGAUCUCCGGCGGAGGGUUUCUUAGAGGGGAGGAAACCGAGCUUGGGGAGGAUUGGAUGGAGUUGAAUUGGUUGAAAUCGAAGGGAUACUAUGGGAUUGAGGCUUUUAUUGCGAAUAGGAUUGAGGUUUGUUUGAGGUUGGCUUGGUUGAAUAGCUGUGGUGGGAAGAAGAGAGGUGUGAAAUUGAAGGAGAAGUUGAAUGUGGCUGGGGUGGCUGCUAAUGUGUAUUGGAGGAAAAAAGGUUGUCUGGAUUGGUGGGGGAAUUUGGAUUCUGUCACAAGGAAGAAGGUGUUCGACACUAUCAUCAUGAAAUCCGCUAAAACUUUGACGAAUGAGAUUUUGAAAAUGGCCAGCAGUGCCUCCAAAGAUGAAGUUUGGCUAUACAGUAGUGGGAUGAGAGUUGAUGAGCUACUUGGCUAUAAUUGUACUGCAUCUUCUCAAAGGACCAUCCGGACAUUUUGCGAUGAUACAGAAUUUGGCAGAAUUAUUACACCAGUCAACAGUUGUAAAAGGCCUGCAGCUUUAAUCAGAGUCUUUAAUUCCUUAUCUGUGCUUCAAGACAUUAACAUAAUGUUAACAUCAAGUAUUAAUAGUGAAUAUGAUAUAGGAACUCUUUUCUUUAGUUCGUUGGGUUCUGUCUCUACAAUAUCUGAUUGUAUAUUAAGAAAAUUGAGAGGUUUUCUGAUGGUUAUUUCACUUGACUGCACAAAACGUGAGCUACUAGAGGAGGAACAUGGCAAAUCCUCGUCGGGUAAACCUAAGGAAAAGGUUGGUCUUUCUAACCGUAAAAAGAAGGGACGGACCCGCAAUAAAAAGCAAAAUCCUGCCCCAAAAACAUCUGUGAGUGGUAUUUCAUGCGAAAAUCAUCAUAAGGACAUUGAUUGUGUAAUGGACAGUACAAAGAAGACUGAUUUAACAAAACCUGGGGAACUUCCUCUGGGAAAGGAUACUUCUAAGGGGAGUUCGUCAUCAACUGUAAAAAUUGUAGAUAAUACUCGGGAAUCAAAUAUUGGCAAACCUCGAACUACACCAAGAAGAAGUAGGAAAGAGAAAAAUAAAAAUAAAAGCGCCCUUAUUGACAAUGCAGUUGAAGAUUCUCUUGACUCAAUUAUGCAUGCUGCCUCUACCACUAUUAUUUCUAAAGGUGAGGUGGCAAUAUGCGAUAGGUCUUUUGAUAGUUCUACCAUUCAGAAUGUCAAACAUGACGAUUCAAUUGGUAAUGACACCCUUGCUUCAAAUUCAAGCCUUAGUUGUUCUUUUAAUAGACUUACUAAGGAGAACACCUCUAUUGGGAAUGUUGAAGGAGAGACUGUUGACAAUCUUGCUGAAAGUUGCGAUAGUUCAGGUUCUCCGUGUUGUUCAUUGCCAAAUGAACGGAAAUUAUUGUCUUCUGAAUUAAAUACUUGCAACGUAGAAUGUGAAGCUAUAACACCGCCUGUACCUGCAUUGGAGCAUGGUAGUUUCUCCAGCAAUGACAAUACCUGUUCUCUGAACACAACAGGUGCUGCCAAAGCUGAUGUAAAGUCAACUAUUCAUGACAAACCGAUUCGAGAGGUUAAUGUAAAAGAAUUUAGUAAGUUAAGAGAGAGAGAUAGAUGUCUAUUUGAUAGUAGAAAUUCUGCUUUCUCAAAAUGCAGUCCAUAUGAAUGGCCUGGUAUACCCUCUAUCUAUUUUCCAUCUUUUAACUCACAUCUCCCUCCCGCGACUGACAGAUUGCAUCUGGAUGUUGGGCGCAAUUGGCAUAAUCACUUCUGCCAACCAUUUGUUCCCACAUUACAGCAAACAAGAAAUACACCAAUUGAAGGUGGAUGCAACCAAAUCCUGUCUCGUUCAAUUCCUAUGAGUUUUGACUGGCCACCAGUUUUCCGUGGUGGUGUGACCCCAUCACCAAAUUGUAAUUAUGACUCCAGUUUCAUAUCUAGGCGGCAAUGUAAAGUUUCAAAAGGGUUGGCUGUUCACAGCAUGCAUGUUGAUGCAACAAUUCCUGAUGAUGAAAGGAAGUACUCUGGGGAUACAUUGGAUUUACCUGACCUAGUAACUACACAGGAGUUCACAGAUGACUUUGACAACCUCUGUGUAUCAGAGGAAGAGUAUGAUUUUCAUGCUGUUUCCGGUAUAGAUUAUAAUCAAUAUUUUGGCGGCGGUGUAAUGUACUGGAACCCUUCUGAUCAUUCAGGAAAAGGUUUCUCUCGGCCUCCCUCUCUCAGCUCUGAUGACAGUCUAUGGGCUUUGCGUGAAGCUGACAUGAAUAGGACAGUAGAUGAUAUGGUUGCUUUCUCAUCUUCAUAUAGUACAAAUGGUUUAACAUCACCAACUGCUGCGACAUUUUGCUCUCCCUUUGAUCCUGUAGGGACUGGGGCUCAGGCUGUUGGCUAUGUAAUGUCAGGUAAUGAAAUUCCUGGGAAAGUGAUGCAUUCUUCAUCAGUUACAGAUGCAGCAGUGGAUGAUGAUACUUCUGGUUCUUUGGGUAGUAACUUAUCUGGAGAAACUGAAGGGAAGACGGGUGAUUCACAUCCGUAUCCCAUUCUACGGCCAAUAAUUAUUCCUAACUUUUCAAGGGAAAGGUCUAUAUGUGUUGAUCAUAAAAGCCCUUGUGUUCCUCCUACUAGGCGGGAGCAGCCUCGCAUAAAGCGGCCACCAUCCCCUGUGGUGCUUUGUGUACCGCGUGCACCACGUCCUCCCCCACCCUCCCCUGUGAGUGAUUCCAGGAAACAAAGGGGUUUUCCAACUGUUCGAUCUGGUAGUUCCAGCCCAAGACACUGGGGAAUGAGAGGUUGGUAUCAUGAUGGAAGUAAUUUAGAGGAUGCUUGUUUGAGAAUGGAUGGUGCUGAAGUUGUGUGGCCUUCCUGGAGAAAUAAAAACCUUGCAGUGCAACCUCUGAUCCAACCUUUACCUGCUGCCUUGCUGCAGGACCGCCUGAUUGCAAUGUCACAGAUAGCACGUGACCAGGAACAUCCGGAUGUCACUAUUCCUCUGCAACCUGCCGAGUUACGAAGCUGUUCUGCAACAAGUGCAUCUUUAUCUUUGAUGCAUGGAAUGCUCCAUGAUGAGAUUGACUCUUUCUGUAAACAGGUUGCCGCAGAAAACAUGGCAAGGAGGCCUUACAUUAAUUGGGCUGUCAAGAGAGUUACCCGAUCUCUGCAGGUUCUAUGGCCCAGAUCCAGGACAAACAUAUUUGGUUCCAACGCCACUGGUAUGGCUCUUCCAACAAGUGAUGUUGACCUUGUGGUUUCUCUCCCUCCAGUGAGGAACCUGGAACCUAUUAAAGAAGCUGGAAUAUUGGAAGGUCGUAAUGGUAUUAAAGAAACAUGUCUUCAGCACGCAGCGAGGUAUCUUGCCAAUCAGGAAUGGGUAAAAAAUGAUUCUCUAAAGACAGUGGAAAAUACUGCUAUUCCUAUUAUUAUGCUCGUGGUGGAAGUACCCCAGGAUGUUAUCACUUCAUCAGCUCCCACGUUAAAUUCAUUAAAGGAAGAGCCACAAUGUACAACUGGUGAACAUGGUAAUGACAGUCAUUGUGAUACUAUCCAGUUAGAAGAUCCAGCUUUGCUGAAAAGGUCUCAAACUAAUUUUUAUGCUGUAAAAGAUUCCAAAUCAGUUCGUGUUGACAUCAGCUUUAAGUCCCCAUCACAUACAGGACUCCAAACUACAGGAAUGGUUAAGGAGUUGACGGAACAAUUUCCUGCUGCUACUCCUCUUGCUUUGGUGCUGAAACAGUUUUUGGCAGAUCGAAGCCUUGACCAGUCCUACUCUGGUGGCUUAAGUUCUUACUGUUUGGUACUGCUAAUUAUACGUUUUCUUCAGCAUGAGCACCAUCUUGGCCGGCCGAUCAACCAAAAUUACGGAAGUCUUAUGGUUGAUUUUCUUUAUUUUUUUGGGAAUGUGUUUGAUCCCCGUCAAAUGCGGAUAUCAGUGCAAGGAAGUGGACUUUAUAUAAAAAGAGAAAGAGGUUGCAGCAUUGAUCCAAUUCACAUAGAUGAUCCUCUUUUUCCAACAAAUAAUGUGGGAAGGAAUUGCUUCAGAAUCCAUCAAUGUAUUAAGGCAUUUUCAGAAGCUUAUAUUGUUCUUGAAAAUGAACUGACGCUCAUAAAUGGUGAUGGCGAGUCAUGCUCGAAACCAUCUUACAGACUGCUUCCAAAAAUAAUCUCAAGUCUUGAUGUAUCGUAAAGAUUCUUGUUACAUGAAGACCGAUUAGUUUUGUCUGAAAGGUUCGUUCUUGGGUUUGUGCAAAGUUGUGCAUGCCAAGAAGAUAUUGGGUUGUUACUCUAGUGACGUGGAGUAUACAUGGAAUGAUGGAAACUGAAUCACUAUCCAAAGGCUUGCAUUCCAUGCGGGUGGGUCAAAACUUAAACAAUGCAAAUAUUUAUGAGUUGAUCUCCAGGCACUGCCUAAGAUGAUUACAAGAUUUUUCACUGUACUUGGUGCCAAGAACUAGCUUAGGACUUUAUCAUUCUGGUAUGGUGGAUCAUCUAUGGACUUUAAACUUGUUACUGGCUUGAUUACUGGUUCUCUGUCCUCUGCCGGUGAGUUAUUUAAUUCCUAGUGAAUAGCAUCAGUGGAGUUUCUCAGAACAUAAGGCAUAUUGCUGAUGCCACCACAAUUGUAUGCAUACUUAUUGUUUUGUACUAAGUUGGAAGCAGUUUCUGUGUCAUUUGCUUAUUAAUUUUUUUAUCUUUAGUUUCUUUUGAACAUUUUCUUCUCAACAUCUAAGCUCUUCUGUAUUUAUAUAGUUUCAGGAUUUGUAGGGCGGCACGCAGAAGGAAAUUUCUGAUAAGCACCUAAACACUGCUGCUCGUGAAAUCCUAUCUUAAAAGUUUGCAGACAAGGACAAUGAAUCAAGCCAUUUAAGUGUCUGUCUGGAUGGACGGUGAAUUUGGUAAAAUCACUGUUGCACAGUGAUAUUGUUGAAGUUUUAGCUUUUGCCAAAAUGGUAAUGACUCAUCAUGAUUCUGCCAAUCUCACUGGUAAGUGGUAACCCAAAUAUGCGCCAAGUACUCUCCAACAAGCAUCAUAGACUACAUGAUGCUGGAUUUAGACACCCCUUAUUGCCCAAAUUCCCACCAUAAUGCUACCUUUGAGAGCCGAUGUUUCGCGGCGGCACUCUACAAUGCUUCAUAUUUUUCAAGUUAGCUCCUAUAUAUGUAGCCCUUUUUGCGUCACUGAUAAUCAACUCUGAUACCAUAUGAUAAACAUCCAAACACUUGGUAUUCCUUCCCUUAAACGCCAGCUGUCAAACAACUUAAGGGCCCUUUGCUACAUGAUGUUGGACUUAGGCACCUCUUAAUACUCAAGUCCCAAUCAACUUAUUGCAUGUUUUUCUCUAGAUAUUUUAUCUUUCUGUAAUUAUUUUCAUAUCAAAAUAAACUCUGAACUCAGCAAAACAUAACAAUUGUUGUCAA